Messenger RNA from Vespa mandarinia (Asian giant hornet), 4992 nucleotides. RefSeq names its product axonemal central pair apparatus protein HYDIN-like. Gene Ontology annotation, cellular component: axoneme. Gene Ontology annotation, biological process: axonemal central apparatus assembly; cilium movement. The record is from RefSeq and is a predicted model, not a curated record. NCBI's taxonomy places the organism in Eukaryota, Metazoa, Arthropoda, Insecta, Hymenoptera, Vespidae.
AUGGAGGAAAGAGAAAAAAAGUUAGAUGACAGGAAACCAUUCUCGUUCGACUUAUUAAAGAUCUUCGCAAUUAUGUUGGAUAAACCAAGAAAUGAGAAUGAUGGAGAUAAGAACAUUAUAUUUCCAUCGGAAUAUAUAAGACAAAUGUUGUUAACAACGGAAGAUAGAAUGGCUUAUCUGAUUAAACCAGGUAUCAAUGAAAAUCUUCGAUCUGUCAUUAAUUACCCAGAAAAUAAUCCUUUCAAACCAAUACCUGCUAUUAUUAUAUUUCAACAAUUUCUCCCUGGCAAAGUUUAUAACGCUUCCCUCACUAUUCGUAAUUCUAGUCAGGUCUCGAGAUGUCUAAAAGCAUGCCUCGAACAGGACCCUUUCUUUGAUAUCGAAUUUCGUGGAUCUUCUUACAACGUAACAGUAGCGCCAGGACUAGCCCAGAUUUAUAACAUCAAAUUUAUGCCGGAAGAGAAACGAGAUUAUAAAUACCAAGCGACAUUCUGUACCGACAACGAUGUUAUUUCUAUUCCAAUAAUUGGUAAUAACAACAUUAUUUCAGCAAUUGGUCCCAGACCGAUUCUGGACAUUCCUGAUAGCAUCGAAGUACCAGAAACAGCAGUAAAAAUUUCUUCGUCGAAAACUAUUUUGAUACGCAAUAUCGGAACAACUUCGGGCUUUUUCACUUUCUUCACUGAUAGUUCAUGUUUUCGUAUCGAACCGUCAAGUGGUUUAAUCGAUGAAGAAGAAUCGAUUCAAUUUACUAUUUAUUUCUUAUCCGAUAAUAUCGGAGAAUUUGAAGGAAAUCUUUUUAUCAAAAAUGAGACUGGUGAGAUUCUUCGAACAAAAUUACGAAGUUCAGCAGUGAAUUGUAUAAUUCGAAUAGAUAGAGGCAGUGUCAAAAUGGAGAAUACUUAUUUGGGCAUGUCCAGAAGUAAAAUCCUUACAAUUCACAAUAGAAGCGAUUAUAUCGUCAAAUAUAAAUGGAUGUAUUACAAAAGUAGCAAAGAAGAUAAUGCAAAAAAAGAAGAAUAUAAAAAAUUAUUCGAACUGAUAAACGAAAUGGAAAUUGUACGAUGUGUCAAUCUGGAAUAUUACAACAUCUGCAUGCCUAACAUUCACGAACUUGUCUGCCAAAGAAUUUACAGGGAUGAGAUAAUCUCAUUAAUGAAUGAAAAUUUCCAAUACAAUAACUUAUGUUUUCUGAUUACUCCUAUAGAGGGUGAAAUAUGGCCACAUUCAUCAUCAGACGUGACGAUAUUCUUUCAAGCUUUAGAAGUUGGCGAGAUUUGUAGCACAGCUUAUUUGGAAGUAUCCGGCCGAGAGGACAGGAUACCUUUGAACCUAUGUGGGAUAGGCAAAGGACCAGUUUUCUGUUUGAACGUCAUCACGAUCGAUGUAGAUAAAAUAUACAUGUAUUCCGCAUAUUAUUACGAGAUAGUUGCUACGAAUAAAGGAUAUAUAGAUGGCACACUGAUAUAUAAACCAAAACAGACUCAUUUCGGUGGGAUAAUUAAUAUCGAUCCUUCAUCACUUAUUAUCAAACCAGGAAACUACAAGUCGUUCAGUUUAUCAUUUUCUUCUGGCCGAAAGGGUGACUUUUUGGAACGUGUUGAUUUCAUUGUUAAGGAAAGUCUCGAAAUUAUUUCAUUACAUAUUAAAAUAACUGUACUGAAUGAUGGUUUAGAAGAACCUUUAACUUACGAAGACUUUGCUAGCUCAGAUAUCAAAUCGAGUUUUCCAUCUAACCCACGGGAAUUUAUAGUUCAACCUGAUGAAGGUGUAGUCCCUAAACGGAGUUUCUCGAAAAUUCGGAUAAUCUACAAUGCAAAUAUCAAUCGAAUUGAACAUUCUUUCCUUCGAGUCGACAUGUGGAACUCCCAAUCUGAUCCAUUGAUGUUACCAAUCUCAUUCUGUGGGAGUAUAGCUACGCUCUCGAUCAAACCACCAGAGAUAUCUAUACGAUUUUGUUUCAUAAACUACCCUUACACGAGAACUUUUGAUAUAAAAAACGACUCCGAUUUCGAUAGUUAUUUUUAUAUCAUGCCACAAUCGGUAUCUGACAACAAAACGUCAAUUUAUUAUUCCAUAUCAACCUACCAAGGUUUUAUCAAGGCACGUCAAUCGAGAACAAUCGAAAUGACUCUUAUUACGAAAUCCAUUGGUAAACAGAGUACCACGAUCAACAUGUUAACGAUUGGUCAAGAUUCACCGGUAACUGUUUGUAAAUUAUCCUGUACUGGUCAAGGACCUAUAAUAUCCUUCCAACCAACUAGAAUGGACUUUGGCGAUGUCCAAGUUCUCAAAGAAAAGAUUAUGAAAUUACAAGUUAUCAGUGAUACACCAAUUCCAGCCCAAUUUAAUAUGAAGAGUAAAAAAAAUUCACCGUGGUCCGUGGAUCAAACAAGUGGCGAAAUCCAAGAGUACGAAACGAUAGAGUUGAACGUGAAAAUUUAUUUGCACGAUCCUGGUAUAUAUGAGGAUAACAUUUUAUUGAUGGUACAUAACAAUAGAAUGAUUUCCAUCAAUCUUAAAGCGGUCGGAGUCGGUUGCAGUAUUAUUUGUCAGCCAAAUAUAUUUCCUACGUUCGACAUGGGAUUACUGCUCAGUCAUCAAAAGGUGAAUAUACCAAUCACCAUGAAAAAUCUUGGAAUGAAACAAUAUCAAUUGAUCUGGUCGAAUACACCAGAUUUACAUGUUCAAAAAGGACAAAUCGUAUCAUCGAUUACUUCUAAGUUUCAAAUGUAUCCACUCUUUAUCAAUUUGGAACCCAAUGACACAAAAAUCGUUCAUUGCAAAAUAUGUUGGAAUCAGAAUGAAACAAUACAGGAAGAUUGGUACCUAUUUGGACGUAUACAAGGUCAAACUAAACGAGAGCUAUUUGGUUUAAGUAGUUUUAAGGCCACGUUCGUAGAACCGCAUGUCGUAUUUAGCAAAAAGAAUUUAACAAUGCGCAUCGAUAUCUCUCCUUAUGGAAACGAAUAUCAUCAAAUAGAUGAGGUCAUGGUGACGAAUAAAUCAGGCGUGGAUUUGAACAUUCAGCUCACAAUCGAACAUCCAUUCUAUGUGAUAAACGAAAUAGAACAAUUUAAAAAGGAAAUGAAGAUUUUGUUGGCCGAUCAAGCUACUAUAAAAGUUUAUGUAAAAUUUGUACCGGAUAUGAAGACUGAUAAUCUUUAUUCGAAGAUUUAUCGAGGUGUACUAAUAUUCGAGUACAACGAAAAUCCCAUAAAGAAUAAAAUUAAAUGUAAAGGAUCAGUUAAUUAUCCAAAUCUUAUAUUGAGCUCGCACGAGGUAAAGAUGUAUUGCGAAAAAGGUUGCAGCGAAGAGUAUGUCUUAACAUUAACGAAUAAUGGAUCUAUGCCGGUGAUAUACAAAUUUGUCUGGCUCGAAGAAACAAUUAAUAUCAUACGUGAUAUUGAGGAGUCAACAAAAAUUCUAAAUACCGUUGAAGUAUUAAAAGAAUUAAAAUCCUGGCAAUAUAACAAUCGUUCAAGAAACCAGCAGGUCGAUGCUGAUGAUGCACCAUCAGAGUUCUUGAUAACACCUAUGAACACACCUACAUCGAACGAACUAGAAAUGCAAAGAACUUAUUACACGGAUUCCGAACUCGAGAAAAUCCAAAACAAAUCUUCAAAAUCUGAGGAGCCUGAUACUCUACAAGAGAUAAAGAAGUUGUUAAUGAGUAUAAUCGACAUGCCUACAACUGCUGAUUCUGAUAUCGACGUUCUAAAAGUGAUCGGCUACAAGCCUCGUUUCGUUGAACCCAUCAACGAGAUACUUGACAUAGUACAGAACGAAGGCAUAGUACUUCCCUAUACAUCGCAAAACGUACAUUUUGGCUUUCAUGGAUUCGAAGGUAUAGAAGUAGAUGUUAUAGCUGCUUGCGAGAUCGUUUGUGGACCAACCGAGAUGAUACAGGUAGACGCAAAGGCUGAUACUGUAAGAUAUUCAGUGGACAGAUGCGUUAUAGAUUUAGGUCAACAGCUUUUCUGUGAAACUUGCAAUACCUAUUUCAAUCUAAUCAACGAAUGUAACAUUCCCUUUACUUAUACAAUAUUGGAAAAUGAUGAUACCAUCGUACAAUCAUCAUCCGAUUUAAAUCGAUUAACGAUCGUACCACGGGAAGGUAAGGUCGAACCUAAAUCAUCAAUAAAUAUUUGUUUGAACUAUCGACCAAUCUAUCUUGGACCAUUCAACGUUGAAUUUCGAUUAAAGGUAGCACAUCUUGUACCACUCGUUAUGUCCGUGACGGGAGUGGGUAUUUAUCCACAAAUAUUCCUCGAUCUGCCUUUAAUGAUUGACACCGAUAAGUGUCCAUCGGAAUUAGGCUAUCAGGCACUUAGAUCGUUAUUUAUGGAAUUUAUCGCUGAUAGAGAUAUUGCAUAUUCCGAAGAAAAUAAUGAUAAUUUGAUCGAUAACGAAUGGACCAUGGUGUCAAUCGAUGAGACUCUUCCGAGUAUAAUAGACAUAAAUAUGGCAUUUGAAAGAAUUUUAACAAGUAAAUUCAUAAAAGAAAAUCUUUACGUUUUAUCGAAGCACAAUACACCCCCUCAAAGAUCAGCAAUCCCAGAAAUGUUCUCCAUGAAAUAUAUCAUUGACCUAGGAAACGUAAUUAUUGGCCUUACUACUCAUUACUCCACAAUGUUGAGUAAUUACGGUCCAAAGAUCGCAGAAGUCAGAAUGAAAAAUUCAGAAAAUAAAAAGUGUGCAUCGAUUAAUUCCGACAUUGUAAUAGAAUUUAAAAAGAAGGUUAAAUUACUAGUAGGUCAUUCUGUUUUCUUACAUAUCAUUUGUAGUCCCACCUUGGCAAAAUAUACCGAACGUUACACAACGUUGGAACAUAUUAUCCGUUUCGAGGUGAUCCAUGGUUGUAUCAUUCCGGUGAUUAUAAAAGGAGUCAUAACUUAUCCUUAUAUCACCGUCGACAAAAAACAAUUAGAUUUCGACAAAGUUAUGAUUGGCGAAUGUUCGAUGAUGUAUUUGACAAUGAAGAACGAGUAA